Molecule: messenger RNA, 1695 nt
Organism: Fusarium odoratissimum NRRL 54006
Lineage: Eukaryota; Fungi; Ascomycota; Sordariomycetes; Hypocreales; Nectriaceae
Product: AP-2 complex subunit sigma
Exons: 2
Coding region: 283-714 (143 amino acids)
Biological process (GO): clathrin-dependent endocytosis; protein transport
Cellular component (GO): AP-2 adaptor complex; intracellular membrane-bounded organelle
Molecular function (GO): clathrin-cargo adaptor activity
Source: RefSeq, a predicted model, not a curated record
CGGGGGAGUAAACGGCCCAUCUGCACCUCAGCCAAGCCUGGUUGCACAACACAGACAGGGGGUAAACGUGUGCUAGAAACCGGGGGCAUCCCCAGGGUCUCUUAGUGGCAGCCUUGCAGCUCUUCAGUGGCUUCAUCGCUAGCCCACUCAGCCAAUCAACAUCGACCCUUGUGUUCCGCGACAGCCUCCUGACAACGUCGGCUUAUCCAUGCCACCAUCUCUACCCCAGCUCUCCUUUCUCAACCGACACUCGUCUUGAGCUUCAGCCUUGCCAAAUUCAAGAUGCUUUCCUUUAUCCUCAUCCAGAACCGACAGGGCAAGACUCGUCUCGCGAAAUGGUACGCCCCUUUUAGCGACGAGCAAAAGAUCAAGCUUAAAGGCGAAGUCCAUCGCCUCGUCGCGCCCCGCGAUCAAAAAUAUCAGUCCAACUUUGUCGAGUUCCGAAACAACAAGAUUGUUUACCGCCGCUACGCAGGUCUUUUCUUCUGCGCCUGCGUCGACACAAACGAUAACGAGCUCGCCUACCUCGAGGCCAUUCACUUCUUCGUCGAGGUCCUCGAUGCCUUUUUCGGAAACGUCUGCGAGCUUGAUCUUGUUUUCAACUUUUAUAAGGUCUAUGCGAUUCUUGACGAGGUGUUUUUGGCGGGCGAGAUUGAGGAGACGAGUAAACAGGUUGUGCUUACACGGUUGGAGCAUCUCGACAAGUUAGAAUAAGGACUAUGCUGGGUUGAGCUCUGAAAGGCCGUGAGAAUAGGUGGAAUGUUUUGAAGUACUGCUUCAUCUGGCCGAGAUCGUCAUUUGCAUAUCAUAAGGGCAGGCAGGAGUUGAGGCGUUUCGUGGAGGCAUCCACAAUAUCGAGAAUAUACCAUUAUCGCUGCUUUGUCCUUUUUAUUCCAAUCUCCCGCUGGAAGAGUAUUGACUUGCAUAUCUAAACGACACUUGAUCGGCUCACAUCGUCAGAUCGAUGGGGGACGAAAUCGUGCCGGAGCCAUUCAACACCAAACUGGGGAUACUACCGCCAGUGUCGAGUCUCGCUUUUUUCUUCGCUGUUUCUUCCCCAUGUUCUCGUUUUAUAUCCAACGACGCAGUCUCUGAUGAUUCUUCGGACUCUGUACCUGUAUCUACAGCAGUCUCUAUGCUCGGGAACGGGACAUCCUUCGUCGGCCAAUUCUCUAGCGCAGAUUUGGUUUUUAUAUCAUUCGCAUAUUCAUCAAACUCUCUGAUUUGACCGCAGGUCUUGAUCUUCAAUUCUCAGCAGAGGAACUUCCAAACAUGUUGUUGACUUACAUUGUGAUUGCGCCGUGGAGGCACGGCUUCAACCAAGCCAGAGGGUGGUAUGGGCUCUGGGUUCCUAUACCUGUUAGUACGAUAUCCGUACCCAUGCGAGCUGAGCAUCAUACUUGAGUUUAAAGAACUGAGACUCUAUUUCAUGUCGUAAAGAAUUCCUCUUAACUCUCAGCUGUUUUGUUUCCUCGUCCGACCCAGUGUCCUCGUCCAUAGUUUUAGCCCAUAAGGCGAUGGCCUCUUCAACCUCCAAUCCCCAAGAGUCCACAAACGAAACCCAUUGCUCAACCACUUGGCUUUGGAGACGCUCUCCUACCGUAAAGUCUUGGUGAAUGAGCCAUCUCAUGUAAAUGCUGCUCAUUCUCCUAGUCGAGAACCUCUCAGACAUAGCGUCAAACUUUUGCUCGAGCC